Messenger RNA from Penicillium waksmanii, 1731 nucleotides. RefSeq names its product CoA-transferase family III. Lineage: Eukaryota; Fungi; Ascomycota; Eurotiomycetes; Eurotiales; Aspergillaceae. Bases 1 to 1731 code for a protein of 576 amino acids. Gene Ontology annotation, molecular function: catalytic activity. The transcript is spliced from 2 exons. The record is from RefSeq and is a predicted model, not a curated record.
AUGGCCAUUCCCCACGAAACAAUUCCCGGCACAGAUGUGUACGGCCCAGGCACAUUUAUCGACAAGACUGUCCUUCCCGUGCCAGAAGAUGCCAAGCGGGUAUUCGAGAUCAUCGCGUCCAGAACACCUGGUUUCACCCAGAACAAGGCCGCAUGGGACACUGUUCACUUUGAGGGGCAGCCAAAGCCCAUGGUUCCAGGCCCAAUUAAAUCCGCUGUUACGAGCGCCGUGCUUCAUGCUAUGGCCGGUCUAGUCGGAAAUGAGUUGCUGGAGCUUCGUGAUGGAAAGCCUGUGACAGAGGGCAGUGUCACAGUGGACACUGACCACGCUGGAAUUUGGCUUGGUUCCGUCUUCACCACCCACAUCGAAGGCCUGGACAUGUCGGCAUGGAUGAAGUCGGGAAAAAUGGGGUCUUUAUUUCCCAAAGACUAUGAGCAUGGUGUAUUCCAGGGCAUCGCUGGCCGAACGACGGCGAUUUUCCAAACCAAAGAUCCCAAAGUCUGGUAUCAGUUGCAUGGUUCUUUGGAUGCUGCAAAAACACUCGAGUCUAUGGGAAUUGACGCCAGCGUCAAAUUCGACAGGCCUCAGGAAUACUACGACUAUAUUCAAAAACAUAUCCUUCAGUGGAGCCCGGAUGAGCUUGAGAUGCACAACGUGCGCCAUGGUCUCUGUGGAAGUAUUUGCUACUCACCUGAAGGCUGGAGGAAGACUGAGAUGGGAAAAAGGCUGAACAUGCACCCUUUGGUGAAUUUUGCCGAACAGAAAUAUGCUAAAUCAACACCCCCCGUACCGCUCGUCAAGGAUCUACCUGAUCAUCGCCCGCUUGCCGGAAUCAAGGUCCUGGAGAUGGUUCGAAUUAUUGCCGGUCCUCAGAUCGGUGUCACGCUGGCAUCUUACGGAGCCGAUGUUAUCCGGGUGAAUUGUAGCAGACUGAUCGACCUGAAUGUGUUGCAACUUGUCUUGAACGCGGGAAAACGGACCAUUGACCUUGACAUUACCAAGCCGGAAGACAUGACUCGUCUCCAAGAGCUUCUCGCCGAUGUUGACAUCUUCAUUCAAGGCUUCCGAAUGGAAUCUUUGAAAAACAGGGGCCUCGGCCUACAUGACCUUUUGGAAUUAGCCGCCAAGAGAAACAAAGGAAUCGUUUAUGUUGACGAAAAUGCCUAUGGACCGGAUGGUCCUUUCCAUGCACGACCGGGCUGGCAGCAAAUCGGAGAUGCCGCAUCCGGAAGCUCCUAUGUUAUGGGCAGAUCGCAGGGUCACGAAGAAGGAAAGAGUGUGUUACCACCUCUCCCGGUCUCCGACAUGGUUACUGGAAUUGUGGGCGCAUUGGCAGCCAUGAUGGCAAUUCGCGAUCGCGCGAUAAAUGGUGGUUCAUAUCACGUUACUAGCUCCCUUGUUGCUGCGGAUGCCAUAUCUCUGGACCAGGAAGUUGGUUUGUACCCGAUCGACGUUGUCCAAGAUACCGCCAAGCGCCUUGCGUUCCCAGACACUACCCCGGACCAGUACGUCUCGGAGGUUUUGGUAUCGGUUGUGAAUGGGUGGCAGAAAGCUCUUCCUGGUUAUCUGGAUGAAGACUCGAAGCUGAUGACAACCUUCGAAGGGGGAUUCUGGAAACGCCAGACUAUCUUGAAGCCUGUUGCGCGACUCGGGGAUGAGGAAUCAACACCAAGGUGGACAUCACCACCCGUGCCUCAUUGCCAUCAUGACCGCUCAUCAACCUGGCUCUGA